CCUCGUCCCGCGGCGCUGUGACGCUGAAGCGCAGCAGCAGGUGCUGGGGACGGGCCCUGGGUGCCUCCUGCCCUGCAGCCCAGAGCCAGGCUCCAGCACAGACCUGCCACCAGUGACCCCAAAGGGAGGGAAACCCCUCUGGAGACACCAUGCGUGAGUGCAUCUCUGUUCACGUUGGCCAGGCUGGAGUGCAGAUAGGAAAUGCGUGCUGGGAACUCUUCUGCCUGGAGCACGGCAUUCAGCCCGACGGCACCUUCAAGGACCUGCAGGACAAACUCAGCUCUGAUGACUCCUUCACCACAUUCUUCAACGAAACAGCCACUGGGAAGCACGUGCCACGGGCUGUAAUGGUGGACUUGGAACCAACUGUGGUAGAUGAAGUACGGGCUGGCACCUUCCGAGAACUUUUUCACCCAGAACAGCUGAUCACUGGAAAGGAAGAUGCAGCCAAUAAUUACGCCCGUGGCCACUACACCAUUGGCAAGGAAAGCAUUGAUAUGGUGCUGGAUCGUGUCCGUAAGCUGACCGAUGCCUGCUCUGGGCUGCAAGGAUUCCUGAUCUUCCACAGCUUUGGUGGCGGUACCGGCUCUGGAUUUACCUCCCUGCUGAUGGAACGCCUCUCUGUGGAUUACGGAAAGAAGUCCAAACUGGAAUUCGCCAUCUACCCAGCCCCUCAGGUCUCCACUGCUGUGGUGGAACCCUACAACUCCAUCCUGACCACGCACACCACGCUGGAGCACUCGGACUGCGCCUUCAUGGUGGACAACGAGGCCAUCUACGACAUCUGUCGCCGCAACCUGGCCAUCGAGCGCCCCACCUACACCAACCUGAACCGCCUGAUCAGCCAGAUCGUGUCCUCCAUCACCGCCUCGCUGCGCUUCGACGGCGCCCUCAACGUGGACCUGACGGAGUUCCAGACCAACCUGGUGCCCUACCCGCGGAUCCACUUCCCGCUGGUCACCUACGCGCCCAUCAUCUCCUCGGACAGGGCGCACCACGAGCAGCUCUCGGUGGCCGAGAUCACCAAUGCCUGCUUCGAGCCCAACAACCAGAUGGUGAAGUGUGACCCGAGGCACGGCAAGUACAUGGCCUGCUGCAUGCUCUACCGCGGCGACGUCGUCCCCAAGGACGUCAACGUAGCCAUUGCUGCCAUCAAGACCAAGAGAACCAUCCAGUUUGUCGACUGGUGUCCAACCGGCUUCAAGCUCCUUGACUGCCUCCUGCUCCUGCUGUUGUCCAGCCUUCUCUCACAUCCCUGUUUCCAGGUUGGGAUCAACUACCAGCCUCCUACAGUGGUUCCUGGCGGAGACCUGGCCCAAGUUCAGCGGGCAGUCUGCAUGCUGAGCAACACCACGGCCAUCGCCGAGGCCUGGGCAAGGCUGGACCACAAGUUUGACCUGAUGUACGCCAAGAGAGCUUUUGUGCACUGGUAUGUGGGGGAAGGCAUGGAGGAGGGAGAGUUUGCAGAGGCCCGAGAGGACCUGGCUGCCCUGGAAAAGGACUAUGAAGAAGUGGGAACUGACUCGUUUGAAGAAGAGAAUGAUGGGGAGUGAUUUUAAAAUACAUUUUGUUCCUGGUGAGCA
Messenger RNA from Onychostruthus taczanowskii (white-rumped snowfinch), 1583 nucleotides. RefSeq names its product tubulin alpha 8 (gene TUBA8). Gene Ontology annotation, cellular component: cytoplasm; microtubule. Gene Ontology annotation, biological process: mitotic cell cycle; microtubule cytoskeleton organization. Gene Ontology annotation, molecular function: GTP binding; structural constituent of cytoskeleton. The transcript has 5 exons. The coding region runs from base 150 to 1553 and encodes 467 amino acids. NCBI's taxonomy places the organism in Eukaryota, Metazoa, Chordata, Aves, Passeriformes, Passeridae. The record is from RefSeq and is a predicted model, not a curated record.